Messenger RNA from Helobdella robusta, 2550 nucleotides. RefSeq lists its product as hypothetical. Gene Ontology annotation, molecular function: protein binding; calcium ion binding; GTP binding. Gene Ontology annotation, biological process: endosomal transport; endocytosis. Gene Ontology annotation, cellular component: cytoplasm; plasma membrane. The transcript has 8 exons. Lineage: Eukaryota; Metazoa; Annelida; Clitellata; Rhynchobdellida; Glossiphoniidae. The record is from RefSeq and is a predicted model, not a curated record. The coding region runs from base 16 to 1644 and encodes 542 amino acids.
AAAAGUCACCGAAAAAUGUUUAGUUGGCUGCAAAAGGAGCAUGAUAAGAAAAAGGAGGAUGUGUUAGACAGUGUGGCCGACGGUCUGAAGAAAAUAUACAGGCAGAAACUUCUGCCCCUUGAAGAAUUCUACAAAUUUCAUGAUUUUCACUCUCCUCCGUUGGAAGAUGCAGACUUUGAUGCGAAACCCAUGGUCCUGCUCAUUGGCCAGUACUCCACUGGUAAAACAACAUUCAUCAAGUAUCUACUUGAAAUGGAAUUUCCGGGUCUUAGAAUUGGACCUGAGCCGACAACUGAUCGUUUCAUUGUAGUCAUGGGUGGGGAUACAGAGGGUGUUGUACCUGGCAAUGCUCUCGUUGUCGACCCAAAGAAACAAUUUCGACAACUUUCUAGAUUUGGUAAUGCAUUCCUAAACCGUUUUCAAUGUUCUACGUUGCCCAAUCCUGUCCUCAACAGCAUCUCCAUAGUUGACACUCCAGGCAUUCUCUCUGGGGAAAAACAAAGAGUUGAAAGGGGGUAUGACUUUGCUGGAGUCAUAGAAUGGUUCGCAGAACGUGUUGAUCGAAUCAUACUCCUAUUCGAUGCUCACAAACUUGAUAUUUCAGAUGAAUUUCGUCGAGUCAUAGAGGGUAUAAAAGGCUAUGAUGACAAAAUUAGAAUCAUAUUAAAUAAGGCAGACAUGGUUGAUCAUCAGCAACUUAUGAGGGUCUAUGGAGCGCUGAUGUGGUCCCUAGGAAAAGUUUUCAACACACCAGAAGUUGUUCGUGUCUACAUUGGAUCGUUCUGGAACAAACCACUGCAGUGUGACACAAAUAGAUCAUUAUUUCAAUUAGAAGAACAUGAUCUGUUCAAAGACUUUCAUAGCCUUCCAAAAAAUGCUGCCUUGAGAAAACUGAACGACCUAAUCAAGAGAGCCCGUCUGGCUAAGGUUCACGCUCAUCUGAUUAGCCACUUGAAGAAAGAGAUGCCUUCCAUGUUUGGUAAGGACAUGCGCAAGAAGGAGCUGAUUGCCAAGCUGCCCGAAAUCUACGCCUCCAUUCAGAGGGAGAACCACAUCUCGCCCGGGGAUUUCCCUGACAUCCAUCGAAUGCAAGAGCAAUUAGUCAAUCAUGAUUUCAACAAGUUCAACGUACUGAAGCCCAAACUGCUGGAGACAGUGGACAAGAUGCUGGCUCAGGACAUAGCCACACUCAUGAGUAUGAUUCCCAUCGAGGAGAGCAACAAAGUGGAAAAUACUGGUAAUGGUCAUAAUAUUAAAGGGGGCGCCUUUGAAACGUACAAAGAAAGUCCAUUUGGCAUUGGUCAGUUGGAGGGCAUCGACAAGGGCAGGGGUGAGGAAGAGUGGGUAGUCAAUAAGGACAGGUACAAGUGGGACUCCAUCUUUGAGACGUUGAACCCAGUAAAUGGAAAAAUAACUGGAGCAGCUGCCAAGUCGGAACUUAUCAAAUCCAGGCUGCCUAAUUCAGUUCUUGGAAAGGUUUGGAAACUGGCCGACAUGGAUAGGGAUGGAAUGCUGGACAUUGAUGAAUUUGCAUUGGCCAUGCAUCUGGUCAGUUUGAAGGUCGAAGGUCACGAACUGCCCAACGAACUGCCUGAACAUCUUGUCCCGCCAUCCAAAGUCGAUCUAGUCCAUUCAUCUGGUUGAUUACACGGCGAUCAUAAUGAUGAUGAUGAUCAUGAUGGCGAUUGUUGUGAUGAUGAUGAUCAUGAUAGUCGUAAUGGUUACCAUUAUGAUGAUGGUUCAUUAAAAUAGUUAUCAAUUAUACAUUUUUUUCAAUUCUGUCGAUUUACUUACUAUAUUAUCCAAAUUUAAUUUCUGUACAUUUUUUAAAAAAUUCGAUUUUUAUUCAUACUAGAGGAAAUUAUUUAAGUGUUGCUGCUGCUACUCACAUAAAAGGAUAAAAGGCGUUAACUUUUUUUUACAUCACCAAUUCGAAAUCAUUCAAGUCAUUUGAUCAAACCAACACCAACCAUUCAGAUCAGAUGAUAAAGCUCUCUCUCCCUUUCUCUCUUUCUCUCUCUCUCUCUCUUUCUCUCUCUCUUUCUCUCAUUCACUCUCGAUAACUAACUACACCAUAUCUUCUAGUUUUACCCAAUCAUUAAUACCAUCAUCAACGUGCAAAAAUUUAUUUAUUUGUUCGUUUAUAUUUCUUCCUGCCUAGCCAUAAAAACAUGCCCUGUACUAAAUUAUGAAUGAUAAUAUUUAUAUUAUCUUUAUUAUUUAAUUAAUUAAUUACUAUUAUUAUCAUUAUUUAUUUAUUAAUUAAUAUUAUUAUUUUCUUCAUUUAAACGGUGAUAAGCUUUAUUAAUGAUAGCUGUUGAUUAAACGAUUUGUAAAUAAAUAAAUAAAUAUAAGCUGGCCGGCCUAGCCAACUAUAUACACACACAUAUAUAUAUAUAUAAAUAUAUAUGUAUGUAUGUAUAUAUAUAUAUGUAUGUAUAUAUAUAUAUAUUACUUAUAAACAUGCGCAUAGAUAAUAUCGUUUAGCACGUUAUCUGUGCAAUAUUAUAGCAAAUGGAUGUUUCUGCUCCUCUAUGUUUAUUUAUAUUU